AUAAACGAUCAAGUAAAGGAUUGGAUCCCGGUGGAUCUCCUUACACGCGCACGACCUGUUGUGUCUUUGCGGGAAAAGACAAGCGCGUCCCCGCGCGAGGAAGAGGAGGAGAAAGAACGUCCAACAACUCGGACCCACGCACACUGAGCAACAUCUCCUCCAUGGACUCGCCGCCACCGCCGCCGCCGCUGCUGCCGCUGCGCUCCCCCGGUGGCCAUCCAGGCAAGUCGGGCUCCAGUCAGUAGAUCCUCCCCGCCCAGCAGUCAGCACGAAGGUGGCCGCCGGCCGCCGGACUAACCGGUCGCAGCCAUGCCGAUGCACCCCAUCACCUCCACGCUCAUGUACCGGGGGAUGUGCACCAUCCCGGACAUCCUCAACUACAGCGCCCCGGUCAACCUGCCCGAGGACGAGGUUGAAGAGAUUCGCGAGGCCUUCAAAGUGUUUGACCGCGACGGCAACGGCUUCAUCUCCAAGCAGGAGCUGGGCAUGGCCAUGCGCUCCCUGGGCUACAUGCCCAAUGAGGUGGAGCUGGAGGUCAUCAUCCAGAGACUGGACAUGGACGGUGACGGCCAGGUGGAUUUUGAGGAGUUUGUCACCCUUUUGGGACCCAAGCUGACGGCGGCCGGGAUGCCGGACAAGUUCAACGGCACCGACUUUGACUCGGUUUUCUGGAAGUGCGACAUGCAGAAGCUGACGGUGGAGGAGCUCAAGCGUCUCCUCUACGACACAUUUUGCGACCAUCUGUCCAUGAAGGACAUCGAGAACAUCAUCAUGACGGAGGAGAACCACAUCGAGAACCCUGAGGACUGCCAGGUGGAUAUAGACAGUUCCAGCCCAACGCAACAAGUCAAGCAAACAUGCGUCCGCAAGAGUCUCAUCUGCGCCUUCGCCAUCGCCUUCAUCAUCAGCGUCAUGCUCAUCGCCGCCAAUCAGGUGCUGCGGAGCGGCAUGAAGUAGCAGGCCGCGUCCCGUGAGUCCCAUGAGAUGAGACUGUGGGACACCAAGACGAAGAAGAAGACGAAGAAGAAGAAGAAAACAGGGGACGACAAAGACGUUUUUCCAAGGUGUACAAAAACACAUGUCCACACAUCACUCCUCGUUAUCGUCGUGCUCGUUAGCGGUGGCAGCUCUACAAGAGACGUGUCGUGUGACUGUCCACUCGUGUUUUUGUGUGCCAUGCGCUCAUUCCGAGAAUACUGUGUGGAAUACUGCAGGGGACGUUCGGAACGUAUUGCCAGUGAAGCUCCAACCGAGGAUGGCUGCAGCGCAACAUUCCACCGCAAGGGGGCGCCAGGCGAGCCUCGGACUAAUUCAUCUAUGCAUGACAUGCAUGGACUGUAACAGCCGUCUUUGUUUGUAAACGUUCUUAUCAACGUUGUGAUGAUCUCGACUGUGUUCUAAUACCAAACUGUGAGCGUGUGUGUGUGUGUGUGUGUGUGUGUGUGUGUGUGCGAACAGGAAGGGCUGUUCUACUUCAUGCUGUUCAGAAUCAUUUCUGCGAAGAUCGUAAGACGUCCGAGAGAAGCCCCGCUAAGCGUGUGUUUACAGUUUAGCAUCCCGUCGGACGCUGUUAGCCUCAAGCAAACACGCACAGCAGUGUCACGUUGUUCCUGCGGGUCGCUGGGAAGCAAUAAGCGAAGACGGCGUCCGUCCGUCCGUCCGGCAGCGCAUCGAGUAAACCGAUUCUCGAAGAUGCUACAAAGAAAUGCUAACUGAAAGAAAGUCGGUCUCGAUAUUCCAACAGGGGGGGCAAAUAUGUUGCAAUAAAUACUUUGGAACGUAAAUUUAUGCUCAAAUUGUGGCAACAUGUGCUAAAACAAGCUACUGUGGAAUGUGCAAAUAACACGCAAACAUUCGCUAAUUCGCUAGCAUACGCUCAACACAUGCUAAUGUUUGCUAACAUGAACAAAUACGUGCACGAAUAUGCACUUCAUAAGCGAUAACGUGCUAUCAUGGCAGUGCAUAUCCCCCACAUGUCGACGUGCGAAGCUACCAUCCGCUACCGCAAUGCGUACCCGGAACGCAAUCGAUGCCACCAUUGCACGAGAACUACGUCCAUUUUUCCUUUUCCAUUUUUCCAAAUUUAUCAUGCUGUGGUAAUAUUUUUUAAAUAUACGUAUGACCAUAAAUGGUCAAUAAAAAUAUUAUUUAUUUUAUUUAUUAAAUAUUAUUUAUUAUUUUAUUAGCGACUCUUGUUAAUAUAUUUCGUUAGCACGUCGACUGAGCUACGUAAAAAACAUACGCAAUGCAGACGUAAACGUCAUAUCCGGUUAUGUAUAAAAUACACAAAUAAACACAAUAAAACACAUAAAAAUGCAGUGAUAUUUAAAUGUAAACAAACAUAAGCACAGUGUUUUUUUUAAUAUAUAUAUAUAUAUAUAUAUAUAUAUAUAUAUAUAUCAAUUGAGAAAUAUCAUCCAUCCAAACAUAUUUCCCUAGAAAAUGAGUUUGUGUGUAUUCUUUCAUUGGCGAAUUUAAUUUUUUUUAAAAUAAAAUUAUAAUAAUUUAUUUAAUAAUAAAUAAUUAUUUAUGAAAAAUUAAUUAAUUAAUUAAUAAUUUAUUUAAUAAUUUAUAAAAAACAAUAAAAUGUUUUAUAAUUUUUUAUAAAUUUUCCACUUGAACCACGGAUAUAAGAAAAAAAUAAUAAGAUUAUAAUAAGAAAUAAUAAUCUGUUAAUAAUCUUUUAAUUACACUUACCUAACAUGUGACUUCAAAAAAAAAAAAAAUGGCCGACCAGAUGUAUAGAUGCAUUCCGCACACGCUUUGAACCGAUUGCCUUCCGGCUACGUAUUGCGUAUUCACAGGCACUAACAUCAGCUAGCAUGCUUAAAUGCGCAUGACGUUUGCAUUUAGAAUGUGCUAACACUAGUAUACCAACACAUGCUAGCAUGUGCUAAUUAAUACACUAACAUUCCAAAACCUUUUCUAGUACUAAUAACAUGUCUACACGUGCUAAGCUGUGGUAACAUUCACUGACGUGCUAAAGCAUGCUAACAUUUGCUAAUACGCUAACAUUGCAAAACCUUCACGAUCAUAUUCAUUAGAUGCAUACUGUACCUUUGCAUGCUAACAUGCUUGUUUACACAACAUUUCAACACUUGCUACAUGUGCUAACAUACACUAGUAUACCAAAACAUGCUUACAUGUGCUAACUAAUAUGCUAACAUCCCAAAACCUUCUUUAAUACUAACAUGCUUAUACAUGCUAAGAUGUGCUAAUGUUCACUGACGUGGCAAAGCAUGCUAACAUUUGCUAACUAAUACUCUAACAUUACAAAACCUUCACUAUCAUAAUAAUUAGAUGCUUACUGUACCUACGCAUGCUAACAUGCUCGUGUACAUGACGUUCAAACACUUGCUAACAUGCACAAACAUACCAUCUGCUAACUAACUGCUAACAAACUAAAGCACUAACACAAGCUAAUUUGCUUAAAUGCGCAUGACGUUUGCAAGAACGUGCUAUCACUUACUAGAAUGUGCGAACGUACAUGUGCUAACUAAUAUGCUAACACUCCAAAACCUUUUACUAAAACAUGUUGGUAAUAUCUGCUGACGUGGCAAAGCAUGCUAACAUUUACUAACUAAUAGUCUAACAUUGCAAAAUAUUCACUAACAUGCCUUAAACACAUCCUGUACCUAUGCAUGCUAACAUGUGCUAACGUGUGCCACACUAACACUUGCUACAAUUAACAUACCAACACAGACUAGCAUGUGCUAACUAAUACAUGUCGACAUGCUAAAGUGCGCUGCCCUGCUCAACAUUCAAUCGGCACAGACACAAGCUAACAUGCUUAAAUGCGCAUGUUUGCAAGAACGUGCUAACACUUGCUAGAAUGUAAACAUGUACCGACAUGCUCACGCUAACAUGCGCUGCUACCUUAACAUUCUUAAACCUUCUGUAACAUUAAACAUAUACUUACAGAUGCUUAGCUGUGCUGACGCUGAUGUGGCGCUAACACAGGCUAACAUGUGCUAUUACGCUAACAAUUCACUAAUAUGCACUAAACAAAUAAUUACACAUGCUAAGAUGUGGUCGUGUGGCAAAGCAUGCUAACAGGCUCCAACACUGAACAGACGCUACUACGUGGUAACAUUGAUGUGGCAAAGCAUGCUAAGCAUGCUAGCAUGCUAGGUGCAACCACUUGUUAGAAUGUUGCAAGCUAAACUAACAUACAUUACCAGCACAGACUAACACUACACAUGCUAACAUGUUCAUUCAUUCAUUCAUUUUCUACCACUUUGCUGGAGCCUAUCCCUAACACUAACUAACACAAGCUAACAUAUUUUAGCAUGAUUAUAAUCACAUGACAUUCAGACGCUUGCUAAAAUAUGUUAACAUACAGUACCAACACAGGCUAACGUGAGCUACAUGUGCAUAUUGCUAACAUUCCAAAACCAUGUCUAACACUAAACACAUACUUAGACUUUUUUAGAUAUGCUAACAUUUGCUAAUGUGGCAUAGCAUGCUAACAUACACCAACAUUGAAUGGGCGCUACCAUGAACUAACAUAUAACAGUGCACAGUACAUGUGUUAAAAUGUGCUGUCAUGCAUGCUAGCAUGCGCCUACAUGCUAACACAUGCUAACAUAUGCUAACAUAUCUUUCAUAAAAUGCCUAUGUGGGUGAACAUGGACUGUGAUGAUAGCACAUGCUAAGUUGUUUUGCCAUGCAAACAUGCUCACAUGUCCACAAGCACAUGCCAACACAUACUAGCACGAGCUAACAUGCGCUAACAUAUGCUAUCAUGGUAAUGUAGGUCGACAUGGUGAACGAGUGCUAACAUUCCAAAACCAUGUCUACAUACUUGGACUUUUUUAGAUAUGCUAACAUUUGCUAAUGUGGCAUAGCAUGCUAACAUACACCAACAUUGAAUGGGCGCUACCAUGAACUAACAUAUAACAGUGCACAGUACAUGUGUUAAAAUGUGCUGUCAUGCAUGCUAGCAUGCACCUACAUGCUAACACAUGCUAACAUAUGCUAACAUAUCUUUCAUAAAAUGCCUAUGUGGGCGAACAUGGACUGUGAUGAUAGCACAUGCUAAGUUGUUUUGCCAUGCAAACAUGCUCACAUGUCCACAAGCACAUGCCAACACAUACUAGCACGAGCUAACAUACGCUAACAUAUGCUAUCAUGGUAAUGUAGGUCGACAUGGUGAACGAGUGCUAACAUUCCAAAACCAUGUCUAACACUAAACACAUACUUGGACUUUUUUUUACAUAUGCUAACAUUUGCUAAUGUGGCAUAGCAUGCUAACAUACGCCAACAUUCAAUGGCCGCUACCAUGAACUAACAUAUAACAGUGCACAGUACAUGUGUUAAAAUGUGCUGUCAUGCAUGCUAGCAUGCGCCUACAUGCUAACACAUGCUAACAUAUGCUAACAUAUCUUUCAUAAAAUGCCUACGUGGGUGAACAUGGACUGUGAUGAUAGGACAUGCUAAGUUGUUUUGCCAUGCAAACAUGCUCACAUGUCCACAAGCACAUGCCAACACAUACUAGCACGAGCUAACAUACGCUAACAUAUGCUAUCAUGGUAAUGUAGGUCGACAUGGUGAACGAGUGCUAACAUUCCAAAACCAUGUCUAACACUAAACACAUACUUGGACUUUUUUAGAUAUGCUAACAUUUGCUAAUGUGGCAUAGCAUAGCAUGCUAACAUACACCAACAUUGAAUGGGCGCUACCAUGAACUAACAUAUAACAGUGCACAGUACAUGUGUUAAAAUGUGCUGUCAUGCAUGCUAGCAUGCACCUACAUGCUAACACAUGCUAACAUAUGCUAACAUAUCUUUCAUAAAAUGCCUAUGUGGGCGAACAUGGACUGUGAUGAUAGCACAUGCUAAGUUGUUUUGCCAUGCAAACAUGCUCACAUGUCCACAAGCACAUGCCAACACAUACUAGCACGAGCUAACAUGUGCUAACAUAUGCUAUAAAACUAAAAGUAUCGCACAUGAUUUUCUUACAUAAUAACGCGAUAACAAGAAUGUCAGCUGUUAAUAAAUAUAGUCAUAAAAGUGACAAAAUAAUCCAUGCCCUCAUAAAUCAUUUUAUUUUGCACUUUACAAUAAACUGCAGCGCACAACAAUUGAUUGUUGAUCCAUAUGAAAAAUAAUAAAGUUAUUAUUAUUUGGUCUCCCGUCAUCAAUGAGUGCGCAUUCAGGAAUAAAGUUAGUAAUAAUUUCAUUUGUUGCCUUAUUCUUUGACACAUCAAAAUUUAUAAGUUAUUAAUAUUUAUUUUCCUUUCUACAGACUAAAGUAAAAAAAAUAAUAAUAAAAUGUCCGUCGGUCGUAUGAACGUUGUUUUCAUGUUUACAACUGGACUUGACUUUCUGUCUGUGUAUUACUGUCUGUUUUAUGGUGUUUACUCCUCAAUUGAACCAAAUAAUA
Molecule: messenger RNA, 6384 nt
Organism: Doryrhamphus excisus (bluestripe pipefish)
Lineage: Eukaryota; Metazoa; Chordata; Actinopteri; Syngnathiformes; Syngnathidae
Source: RefSeq, a predicted model, not a curated record